AUGUGAACAACUACAACUGAAGAAAAUUUUAGAAGAUCUGAGAAUGAAGUGAGAUGCCUCCAUGCGCUUAUACUGUGACAAUAAUUGACCAUAAACAUCAUUCAUAAAUCAGCAUAACACGGUAUGGCCAAACAUAUGGAGGUUGAUAGACACUUUAUCAAAGAAAAGUUAGAAAAUGGUUUACUAUGUACUCCAUACAUGCCUAUUAGCUCAGAGUUUGCAGACGUGUUGAUUAAAGACUUGAGUAAUCCAACAUUUCGGAUUAUUAUUGGCAAGUUGAAGAUGGACAAUCUCUAUUUCCCAACUUAAAAGGGAGUGUUGAAGAAUAUAUCAUAUGUAAUUAAGAGGGAAUUAUGUUAAAGAGCAUUAGGGUAAAAUACAUCUUAUAUAAUUAAUUGUUUGUUUUUUCUAUUUUAGAAAACCUGUAUAUGUAGGACAUUGAUAUUCAAUAAAAUACACACUCAAUUCUCAACAUGAAUCCAAAGUUACAAAAUUUUAACUUUUAAGUAGUAAUAAUUGAGUAUUAGGGCAAUAAGGGAACAAUUACAAAUAAGAUAAUAAUAGAAAGUGGUUAGAACCCGUUAGUGUUGGGAAGAGGCAUAACUACCUUCUUUCUCUUGAAGCUGAAGCUUCUUUCUCUUGAAGCAUAUUUUAAGUUACAGAAUUAUAGAUGAAUGAAAGCCGAAGCUUCUUUCUCUUGAAGUCUCUCUCUCUCUCCGUGCCUGUCAUGCUUCUGUUGUGUGUGUCUCUCUCUGUGUAAUUUCUUGUCAUAAAUCUUAGUGGUAAUCUAUCGCCUGUAACUUAAAAUAUGCUGAUAACCUCCUGUUCUAAUAUAUGAGCUUUGAAUUUACAAAUUACCUUUCAGUUAAAAGAUAUUCUUGCAGUGGGAGCAAACUAUCAGUCUCGCUUUGUGGCUAGACAGUUUGGGAUGGAAACUGUUGAUUUGAAUGAUGUCAGUGACAUUGACAUUGCCUUUGAUGUGGUUGAUGAAGUGGACUUCAGUAGAAAUCUAUUAAAGUGCAGAGGAGGCACGCAUACUAUCCAGAAGGUGGUUGAUUCCAUGGCAAAGGUGUGUGUGAUAUUGACCGAUUAUACCAAGGUUGUUCAUCGGCUUGGUAGCAAUAUCCCAGUUGCGGUUGAGGUUCUCCCUAUAGCGGUAUCACCCGUUUUAAGGCGCCUUGUUGCUCUUGGGGGAGUUCCUGAAAUUCGAUCAGCUUUGAGAAAGGAUGGUCCAGUGGUUACAGAUCUGGGAAAUGUGGUUGUUGAUGUUGGGUAAUUUUCAGCUACUUUACUGGCCUUUCAUUCUCUGUGAACGUGUGUGCUGUGUUUAACAACUUUAGCUGGUUUUGAUUUGAACAUUUAAGUCUUGAUUUUUAUUAGUUUGGUUCUUAUGUUGAUGUCUUCUCUUCCAAUUUUAAGAAGUCGGUUUUUUAAUAGAAACUUCUUUUAAGCUUGAAAUCGUUGCAGGUUCUACUAUGGAAGUAAGAAAAAAUUUGAAUAUAAUAUGUCUAAGAAUAAAAUUGUCGGCAAACAAAUGUAGCCUUUAAAGAGCACUAAAUUAUGUAUCGAGCAUGAAGAUAAACUUUUUUGAUGCAGAACUCAAGAUCAACCAAUGUAAUCAAUAACUCACACAAUUUCAUUAAAGCACCAAAAGAAUUUGAUUUUAUGAAAACUCUCCCUACUUAAUCUUUUACAGAUGAUAGGAAAUAAAAUCACUGAAAAACCGAGAAUUAAAAAAAGAAUGG
Carica papaya (papaya) is the source of this 1745-nucleotide messenger RNA. The record is from RefSeq and is a predicted model, not a curated record. NCBI's taxonomy places the organism in Eukaryota, Viridiplantae, Streptophyta, Magnoliopsida, Brassicales, Caricaceae.